Molecule: messenger RNA, 684 nt
Organism: Strongyloides ratti
Lineage: Eukaryota; Metazoa; Nematoda; Chromadorea; Rhabditida; Strongyloididae
Product: Zinc finger, C2H2 domain and Zinc finger C2H2-type/integrase DNA-binding domain and Zinc finger, C2H2-like domain-containing protein
Exons: 3
Coding region: 1-684 (227 amino acids)
Biological process (GO): regulation of DNA-templated transcription
Molecular function (GO): DNA-binding transcription factor activity, RNA polymerase II-specific; RNA polymerase II cis-regulatory region sequence-specific DNA binding
Source: RefSeq, a predicted model, not a curated record
AUGAUAAAGUCAAAAGAACAACGUUCAGAGUUAAUUGUUAAAAAAAAACUGAUAUUUUACAUUAAUGCUAUAUUUAAUGUUUUGUUUUUAAAAAAAUUUAUGGUUGAUCGAAAUGGAAAGGGAAAAAUUCCUGGAAUUUGUGCUGACUUCUUACCUCCACUUGAUGAUCAAAUGUAUUAUUCUAUAUUGGAGAAAUCAAAACAUAUAAAAGAGGUAUUAAAUUAUAAUGAUGAAGUAAUAAUUAAUAUAUUAGAUAAAGAAAAAAAAGAAAAAACAGUGUCUAUUUCAAAAAAUGAAAAAACAAGUUCCAGGCAACCUAUAAUUGCAAAAUGUUCAAUUUGUGGAUUAGUUGUCCAACAUCCAAGUAGAAUAAAAGAACACUCUCGAACACAUACAAAAGUGAAACCAUUUGAAUGUGAUAUUUGUAAUGAAAAAUUUAGUCGUAAAUGUUCUUUAAAUUUACAUAUAAAAAGGAAGCAUAAAGAAAGUAAGGAUUAUCCUUGUACAUGGGAGUGUGGAAAAUCUUUUCCAUCUGUUGGUUUACUUAAUGAACAUGUACGAUAUCAUCAUAGUGGAAUGAGAAGAUAUAAAUGUACAGUAUUUAAUUGUGGUAGUCUGUUUGUUAGAAGGCAACAACUUUUAAACCAUUUGAAAAAUGUUCAUAAUGUUGUGAAUGUAACAUAG